Populus nigra (black poplar) is the source of this 735-nucleotide messenger RNA. RefSeq lists its product as uncharacterized. The record is from RefSeq and is a predicted model, not a curated record. Lineage: Eukaryota; Viridiplantae; Streptophyta; Magnoliopsida; Malpighiales; Salicaceae. Gene Ontology annotation, biological process: mitochondrial respiratory chain complex IV assembly. The coding region runs from base 154 to 435 and encodes 93 amino acids. The transcript has 3 exons. Gene Ontology annotation, cellular component: mitochondrial inner membrane.
CACUGUUUCUCCCAAAGCGGUCUACAAUUUCUCUUUUGCUUCCUCUGCUGUCUUCCUCCCUCUCUCUCCUGCUAUUUAUAAAAUCGCCUCACAACAAAAACAAAACAUAAAAAUAAACACUCUCUCUCUCGGACACAAGAUUCUCCCGUGAAAAUGGCUGAUGCUAAGACCAAAGUGGAAUCUAUCAGGGAAUGGGUUGUUGAACAUAAGCUUAGAGCUGUUGGAUGUCUAUGGCUUAGUGGUAUUACGGGUUCGUUUGCCUACAAUUGGUCGAAACCAAAUAUGAAACCCAGUGUCAAGAUCAUUCAUGCUAGGUUGCAUGCACAGGCUCUCACCCUGGCUGCAUUAGCUGGUGCUGCUUUGGUUGAAUACUAUGACCAUAACUCUGGAGCAAAGGCUGAUCGAUAUGCAGAGCUUGUCCCACACAAGGACUAAUACAUUCAAGAUACAGCAUACCUUUCAGGCCUCCACUGAAAAGUUAAUAACAACAAUAUUUCCUUGAAUGGGCAUUAGUUUUGUUCCUUUUUAUCUUUUGGUUGUAGUUGGGUUGACUGAAUACCUGCUUUGUAGCAGAGUCAAAAUCCAUGAGAGAAUGAAGUGAAAAAUGAUUUGUUUUCAAGUGUACUCCUAAAGAAAUACGAUUACAGAUUUUACUGGAGAGGGAUAAGUGGCGGAUGAGUGGAUUACUAUGAUGACCUUACCAUUAGCAAUUCAAUCAAUCACUGGUUUCAUUGA